Molecule: messenger RNA, 1401 nt
Organism: Diuraphis noxia (Russian wheat aphid)
Lineage: Eukaryota; Metazoa; Arthropoda; Insecta; Hemiptera; Aphididae
Gene: Gasp
Product: Chitin binding Peritrophin-A domain-containing protein Gasp
Cellular component (GO): extracellular region
Molecular function (GO): chitin binding
Source: RefSeq, a predicted model, not a curated record
GCACCGGCCGCUCACCAGUGACGAUCAUCGCGUUACCGCCCGCGAAAGUGAACUCGAUUUUAUAAAUUCAUAAUACUAUUACACUAUACUAUAAUAAUUGUAUUUUUCCCGAGUGAUUUAUACAUCGCCGUAUUUUAAUAAAACACAACAUUACCAUUAUUAAAUUUUAUUAGACGUGGUCAAGAUGAACAUUUAUCUACUCGCUUCCGUCUUGCUCAUCGCAGCAUAUCAAGUUCACGGCCAGAGAGAAGAGUUCAAGUGCCCAGACGACUACGGGUUCUACCCGCACAGCAUAUCUUGCGACAAGUACUGGAAGUGCGACAACAAUGUGGCUGAGCUAAAGACUUGCGGUAACGGUCUAGCAUUCGACGACACCGACCCCAAGUACCUGAAAGAGAACUGUGAUUACUUGCACAACGUUGACUGCGGCGCAAGAACACAAUUGGAACCUGCSGUUGGUGGACCCCACUGCCCAAGAUUAUACGGAAUCUUCCCCGACGAUGUUAAGUGCGACACCUUCUGGAACUGUUGGGCGGGUGAGGCUAGCAGAUACCAAUGUUCUCCAGGUCUGGCUUACGACCGCGAAUCCAGGGUGUGCAUGUGGGCCGACCAAGURCCAGAAUGCAAAGUCGAUGAAGUAGCAAAUGGUUUCAGCUGCCCGGCUGCCGGUGAAUUAUUGGCAUCCGUYGGAUCUUUCAGCAGACACGCUCACCCAGACGACUGCAGGAAGUACUACAUUUGUAUGGAAGGCUCGGCCAGAGAAUACGGUUGCCCAAUUGGCACAGUUUUCAAAAUCGGCGAUACCGACGGAAGCGGAAGYUGUGAGAACCCCGAAGACGUUCCCGGAUGUGAGGACUACUACGGCGACCUGGACCURAAGGCGAUCAGGAAGAGCGAACUGUUGGCCGGACUAGAGAACAAACCUAAACAAUCAUCGUCAGCUGAGUCCAAGUCAGCACCAGCCGCACCCAAGCCACAACCCCAGAGACAGCAACAGCAAUCCAACAGGCCGCAACCCCMGCAGCAGUCCAACAGGCCACAACCACAACAACUCCCCGUCUCCUCGCAGUCAUCCAAAGACUACGAAGACGCUUAGACUAAAAGAUAACGACAGCGGCGUAACUCGCCCGCGGUGACGGACACACCACACACACACACACACACACACUUAAACACAAAUACGCAAACACAAGGACUUUUUGAAAGUUUUUACUUAAGGUUUUUGAAUUGUGUGAGUACCGAAUUUUCUUUCCCUCCCUCAACCCCUCUACUGUAUACUACCCAUGUCCAACGCAUAUAAAUAUAAAACGAUUUAUAUAUAUGUAAAGAGGAUUUAUAUACAGGUGCUCACACAAUUUAAUACGUUUUUUUAAUUAUUAUUAUACUUAUUAUUAUUGUGUU